AUGGACGGGCGGCGAUGCUCCGGACAAGGAGAAGAUGGAGCAGGCAAGUCGAUUUCAGACGAACUCAUGAUGGGAAGAUCCGACGAGAACAAGGCUCCCGAUUCUGAAUCGUCCAAUCCCUCGCGAUCGUCAACGCCGAAGCCGAAGCCGCAGCCGCAGCCCGCUGCCGAUUCACGGCCCAAGAUUAAUAUCACCCCUUCCGCCCCGGCGGCAUCAUCUAGCCAGAAUCCCUUCAACAAGCUAGGGGUUAAGUCAGAGACCCCGAAACCAACAGGUAGACCCCCUGUGAAUCGCAAGAGACCUGCAUCUGAGAUUGACGACGCUGCUUCAGCGGAUCGAGCCUCCCCGAAGCCCUCCAACAUUCAACCCGAGUCCGACGCCGAUUAUGCCGAUCGAGCACUCUCGCAGAUAUUCCGCAUCACUGUAGACCCUCACAACAUGAUUAACCCCCAUGGUCAACGAUUGACGUUCCUUCCGAACCUGAACGAAGAGCUGAACGAGUCUGGAGAGGCACUGAAACUUUCUGUCAACACAUUGGAUCAAGCUCUUAUGGAGGCGGCAAGCAGUUAUCCACAGGAUAAACCCCUGAUGAACUACUUCUUGCCGUGCUGGAAGCGUGCUGUAAAAGCAUUCCUUCAGAUCAAGGCCACUGAGGGACCCAGGUUUGAGGUGCAUGAUGAGGCGAAGCGUUUGUGUAUGAGCGGCUGUCUUUUCGCUCUGACUAUGCCAGAUCUCUAUGGCCGACAACACAACCCCAAGCAUGACACCCUCAUGCCAUAUCUCCUGAAAGGUGUGCAGGAUGAAGGUGGUCUUUGCUUCAGCUUCAUUCAGGAGGCUAUCAAACGAUUUGACGACGACGAGGCUUUCCCUGCCCUUUUUAAUGAUGCUAUGGUCCAAAUCAGCAGCAGACUGGGUAAUAUGACUAUGGACCAGGAUUACAAGCCAUAUAUCCAGGCUAUGUUAACAUACACGAGGUUCCCACCUCUAAUCGUCAAUCUGGCGAAGCACCCGUGCUUCAACAUGGCGCAGUCUCCUGCUGGCAUUGAGAAGCACACACUCCUCGGACCCUUCUUCCGCAUUUCGCCACUUCAGGGCGAGGUUAUCAUGAGUUACUUCCCUGGAGCUCGUACUCUUGACAAGAGUAGGAUAGUAACCGCCCAAGACGCCCUUCGAAUGGUCUUGAGAACACACCAAGACGACCUUUUUGCAAUCACAAACGCAUUUAUCCGGGCCGGCCAGGAUACAAGGUCACGAACAUUGGAUUGGUUUGCCUACAUUAUGAACACGAACCACAAGAGGAGGGCUAUUCAGGUGGAUCCGCGGGAAGUUGCUUCUAAUGGAUUUAUGAUCAACGUGACCACGAUUCUCGACCGAUUUUGCGAACCUUUCAUGGAUAUGGACUUUAGCAAGGUCAACAAGAUCGAUGACAACUACUUCAGGAAGCAACCACGAAUAGACAUCACGGAUGAGACAAAGCUGAACGCCGACCAAUCCUAUUCAGAGUCGUUCUACGCCAACAAAAUACCUGGCGAAACCAACUUCAUUUCUGAAGCUUUCUUCUUGACUUUGGCAGCCCAUCACUAUGGAAGCGAAGCUUGCAACUCCCAGCUGAAAAACUUGGACAGGGACAUUAAAUAUUUGGAGAAGCGAGUUCAGGCAAUGGAGGCGGAGCGUGCAAAAUUUCUUAAUCAUCCCGUUCAGCUUGAACAAUACGACAGGGCGGUCAAGAGACACGUCGAUGCCCUUGAAAAGAGUAUCGGGCUCAAGUUAUCUAUUGAGGGUGUGUUGCUCGAUGAGCGAAUGCAGAGCACAUCGUUGCGCUUUAUGCGAAUUGUCGCUGUUUGGCUGCUUCGUUUGGUGACUCGAUCAGAGUACAAGCCCGGCCAAGAGUCGAAGGAGAUACAAUUGCCUCUCCCCACAGAGAAGUCUGACGUCUUCUCGUGUCUUCCCGAGUAUACACUACAGAACAUCGUUGAUAACUUCAAGUUUAUCUUCAGAUGGUUACCUAAAAUCCUUCCCAGUGCCGUUGGCGAUGAAAUGAUUGCGCUUUGUGUGACAUUCCUUCGCUCAACGGAGUAUAUCAAGAAUCCCUAUCUCAAGUCCUCACUGGUCUCGCUGCUUUUCUCGGCUACCUGGCCGUUGAUGCACCUUAAGCGUGGAGUCUUGGGCGACCAGCUUGUUGGCAGUCAGUUUGCCAAUGACCACCUUCUGAAGGGCUUGAUGAAAUUCUACAUCGAGUGUGAGUCCACAGGUGCGGACUCUGCGUUUUAUGACAAAUUCAACAUUCGAUAUGAGAUCUUUCAGGUCAUUAAAUGCGUCUGGGUCAACGACCAUUACAAGCGACAGCUAACCAAAGAGAGCCGAGUCAACAAGCAAUUCUUUGUGCAGUUUGUCAAUAUGUUGCUGAAUGACGCCACAUAUGUCUUGGACGAGGCUCUUUCCAAGUUCCCCAAGAUCAGAAACAUCGAAAGAGAACUCGAAGACCAGUCGUUAUCCACCGAGGACCGCCAAAAGAAGGACGAAGAGCUGCAACAAUUGGCCAAUCAGGCCACCUCUUUUAUGCAACUGGCUAAUGAGACACUUGAAAUGAUGAAGCUAUUCACUGAGGCCAUGGGCGAAGCUUUCACCAUGCCUGAAAUUGUGUCUCGUCUUGCGAGCAUGCUUAACUACAACUUGGAGACACUCGCAGGCAAGAAGGCGGCAGCUGAGCUCAGCGUCAGCAACAGAGACAAGUACCACUUCCGCCCUAUUCAGAUCAUCUCUGAUAUUGUCGACAUCUACCUCAACCUCGGCACUUCUUCCGUCUUUGUUGACGCCGUUGCUGCAGACGGUCGUUCAUACAAGCCUGAGGUGCUCGAGCGCGUCUCACGCAUCCUUACAUCUAAGCACCAGAAGGACCCAGCUAUCAUUGCUCGUUGGGAUCAGUUGAGGACUAAGUUUGUGGAGGCCAAGACAAUUCUUGACCAGGCAGAAUUAGACCUUGGCGAUAUCCCAGCCGAGUUUGAGGACCCUAUUAUGGGCGAUCUCAUGAAGGACCCUGUACUGUUGCCCAGCAAGCACAUUGUUGACCGAUCCACUAUCGUUCAGCAUCUACUAAGCGAUCCUAAGGACCCCUUUACCAGACAGGCUAUGACUAUCGACGAUGCUAUUCCACAAACAGAGCUCAAGGAGAAAAUUGAGCAGUGGCGAGAGGAGCGGGUACAAGCCGCAAAGGACAAGCUUAAGAGCGAAGCUAUGGACACCACGGAAGGUUAA
Molecule: messenger RNA, 3255 nt
Organism: Fusarium coffeatum
Lineage: Eukaryota; Fungi; Ascomycota; Sordariomycetes; Hypocreales; Nectriaceae
Exons: 6
Coding region: 1-3255 (1084 amino acids)
Biological process (GO): protein polyubiquitination
Cellular component (GO): nucleus; ubiquitin ligase complex; cytoplasm
Molecular function (GO): ubiquitin-ubiquitin ligase activity
Source: RefSeq, a predicted model, not a curated record